AUGUCAAACAUCCUGCCAUUUCUGAAAACCCGAACCUCCUCGAACGCCCGGCAUUUUGCGUUGGCUAGUCAGGUCCUGGCAACACUAAGCUCCUACCAGUUCACCCGUCGGGCAUGGCGCAAGGAAGUCUUCGACAUGCUUAUGGAUACCAAUUUCUUCCAAAUGUCCCCGACGGCUCUCUACAGUUGGUGCAUUCUGGUAGAUAACCUUAUGACUCAGGAUAAGAACGCGUUCAAGGAAGCCCUUACCCGCCUGACUGUCUCGCAGAGCAGCGGUCUGAACAUAUUUUCCAGCAAGGAGGCCGAGUACGAACAGCGUUCACAGUACCUGAAAAAGCUGAACUUCAUUGUCUACACC
Molecule: messenger RNA, 357 nt
Organism: Dibothriocephalus latus
Lineage: Eukaryota; Metazoa; Platyhelminthes; Cestoda; Diphyllobothriidea; Diphyllobothriidae
Source: the annotation of a GenBank genome assembly